Messenger RNA from Rhipicephalus microplus (southern cattle tick), 1300 nucleotides. Its product is annotated as dehydrogenase/reductase SDR family member 7. NCBI's taxonomy places the organism in Eukaryota, Metazoa, Arthropoda, Arachnida, Ixodida, Ixodidae. The record is from RefSeq and is a predicted model, not a curated record.
GGGCCCAAAUGAGUGGCUGGAAAGGCGAGAUAACGAAUGAGCGAGCAGUCACCCUCGGCUAGGACGUUGCGGGCUGCGAUAAGCGGCCCGUCGGCUGUCCAUUUCGUGUGCCAGUCCUCGCUUUGUGCGCCGGUUUCUAGCUGUUGUCCGCAGCCGUCAUGGUGUGCUGCGUGGCGCUCGCCGUCGCCGCAGUGGGCGUCGCUGCGGCGAUCGCCUACUGGUUUCGCUACCACGCUGACGCCUGCUGGAGUCUCAUCUUUGCCGAACACUUCGGCACUUCGCCCGCCACCCUCAAACGUCAAGUGGCAUGGAUCACUGGCGCCGGCAGCGGUGUGGGCCGUGCCACGGCUCUCGAGCUCGCCUCGCACGGAGUCAAGGUCGUCCUCUCGGACUUGGACGAGCAAUCCAUCGAAGACGUCAAGUACACUCUCGUCGCGCAGGAACUGCUGGCUGAAAAAGACGUGUUGGUCCUCCCGAUGGACGUGACCAAGUUCGACGAGCACUCCAAGCUGUUCGAUAAGGUGCUCGAGAGGUUUGGUCGCCUCGACAUCCUCGUCAAUUGCGCGGGUCGCUCCCAGUCGGCCCGAUUCCAGGACAUCAGCAUGGAGGUCCACAAGGCUAUGUUUGACCUGAACGUGUUCAGCCACGUGCACCUGACUCAGACUGUGGUCCCGCACUGGCUGGAGCGGAGGAGUGGUCACGUGGUCGUGAUCAGCAGCGUUGCCUUCAAGAUCGCCCUGCCUGACUCGGCCACAUACAACGGAACGAAAGCUGCUUUGCACGGCUACUUUGAAGGGCUCUGGUCCGAGGUGUUCGACAAGGGCAUAAACGUCACCCUGGUCUGCCCGGGACCCGUGGCCACACCGAUUCGCCAGAAGUGCUUCAGCGACGUCCUGGGUAAGACCGAGAGCUUCAAGCCAGCGCCGCCGGGCAAGAGCAACAAAAUGGCGCCCACCCGCGCCGCGCAGCUCAUCGUGCUCGCGGUGGCCAACAAGCUCGAGGAGAUAUGGUUCGGUCCACCGCCGUUUGUCGUGUACGCCUACCUGGCCCAGUACUUCCCCACGAUCUUCAGGAGGUAUGUCGUGCCUUCGAUCUUCCAGAAGGACCACAUCGCAAAGCUGCGUGAUGGCUGAGUUGAAACAAAUAUUAGCGUUUCAAAGUUCUUUACUCGUCUUUUUCACGGCAAAGAUAGGAAAUGAAAUGAAACUCACCUCCGGAGCAUCUCGAUAAGAGUUCACCUCGUGCAACUAUGUAACGUUAUGUAAAUAAAAGAAAAGUUGCGUAAAACACAAAUAACGAA